CUCGGCAGGCUGGACGGGUCGUAUGAACCCUCCCCUCCCACUCGUUCGCUCCCUCUAGUCUCCAUUUAUUUGGCGCCAGGCCACUCCCCUCCAGUCCCUCUCGCUCCAGUGUCCACCCACGGCUAUCACUGCCUAUGCUGAUCAUUCUCCUCGUUCGACUUGUCGGUGCUGAUCCCCCAGAAGUUACGAGUGCCGAGUCCUGAGGUAGCCACUGCUACUGCUACCAUCACUGCUGUUGCUACACUCGACUCAUCUCGUCCAGCUGCACCGCUGCACCUGUCGAGUUAUGACCACACCUCGACCUCUCCUCGCCUCAAACCACGAUACCAUUCUCCAUACCGUCCAUCGACGACCUCCUUCUUCUGCAAUCAUCUCUUGUUCGCUUGUUCGCUUGUCUCCAGUUGUUCCUGGUUGCACCGAUUGACUACCCGCCCCUUCGCUACCAUUUCCCAUUGGCACCUGCGACACAGCUACCUACACGGCUCCGUUUUCUGCGAUCAAGCUGUAACCUUUUUCCUUUUCCGCUCAAUUCUGUGCCAGUAGUCGCCGACUCGACAAUCGAGCUGCCAACGCAAGGCGUCUCUCGACCUACCAUUUCACCUCGAAUCCUUUUCCUUCCUCGCCUUGCCUUCCGUCAUCUCUGUCCAAGAGAACAAACGACCGUACUCUAUAAAGCACUCCCUCCCAGCUCUCGAGCACCCUGCAUAAUACUCAUACCAUCUACAUCCUGCACAACGCGCCCAAUAUCAAUUUGAACUUCAUCGGAUCUGUUUUCCGCCUAGCACAAUCUCACGAUCACCCGAUACGCCGCCUGCACCACUCAAGUCUCGGUGGCGACGCUGCGCUCCGCUUCGUUCCCAAUACGUCUGUCUAAACCAAAGGUCGCCAGCUCCCACAGUAUGGACCUCUAAGACUGCGAUUCCACCAAGGAGCGCCCUUUUCUUCAUAUCUUUAUCUUCGCCUCGGCACAAUGGAUCCAGGCGCUUGUCGAGUAAUGUACAUUGAUGAGAGAUUCAACACGGAAAGAUGGAUCUCGCGGGAGGGUUUAUCACCGAGUACUCCCCAAAGGAAAGGCUCACAAGUUGAAUUCUCCGACUUACCGCAUGACCUUCAAACCAACGUGAAUGCCUUUCUGAGUGUUUUCAACCAAGUCUAUGUUUGCUCCUCCGGGAGAUCCUUCUCCACCAAACUGUCCGAGCUUCACGAGCAAGUCAAAUCCGACUGCACCCCGAUCCUCGCCUGCUUUGAUGUUGGUUCUGAAUCAAAGAAUGAACAUUUGCGCACCAAGUCAAGAUUCUCUCCUGCCUCCGACUCUCCUCUUCCCUCCCCAAACCUCCUCCGCAGAGAGAUCACCUUUUCCUCCGAGUCCGAUGAAUCCUACGGUUUGCAGCUUUUGUCCAGAAUAGCUUCUGACCUUCAAGUCGAAGAAGGCGUCAAGCUGAUUAUCCCCGUCGCCAUCGUCCUACCCAAGCGCAAGGACUCUCACGAUCAAACCGACGACGAAGUCCAACCGAGCACAAUAUCCAGAGCUCCUUACGGGCCUGAAGCACAACCUGUCGAGAUCAAAGACAAUUCUGACAUCAUCGAUGAGCGAUUGAUGCUACAAUGUCUAGACGCUGGCGCGCUCGACGUUGUUCGCAGUCCUCUUGAUAAAGCUGGUAUUAUGGGCUUGACGGUCCAUGCCUAUCGCAUCUAUAAAAACGCCAAAAAGGAACAAACCGGAUUUAUGGCCAUGUCGCGAAGAGGUCGCAAACAGUCUUGGGUCGGCGUUGAGGACGAGAAGCCGUAUGCUUACCUUCGGGAGGCCAUGGUCAAGAAAUUGCUCAAAGGCAUCUGCGAACCACAAAACCUGAUCGAGGAUUAUCAACAUCGCGAUCUGUAUAUCCAAGAUCACAGAAAGAACGUCGUUGCCGCGGAGGUAGGCAAGUGGAGCUUUUGUGGCCAUGAUUUUACAGAAGAUGAAUUGGUCUAUGCUGGCUACUAUAUGCUCAAUCAUGCGCUGAAAAUGCCAGAGGCACAACAUUGGCGCAUGGAUGAAGGUGACAUACUUCAUUUCAUGCAGGGCUGUAGGGUGGCCUACAAUUCGUUUGUCCUCUACCACAAUUUUCGCCAUGCUGUCGACGUUCUCCAAUCAGUUUUCUACUUUCUCGUCCAAAUUGGCAUCCUUCCACCGUACCCCAGCGGAUCAGAACCUCCACCCUAUGCCAACCAGAAAUCACCAAUCGCCCGUUUACUGGGACCCUUUGAAGCCCUGACAUUGUUGAUCGCUGCAAUCGGCCACGAUGUGGGUCACCCUGGAGUCAACAACAUGUUCCUCGUCAAGUUGAAUGCCCCUCUCGCCCAGCUGUACAACGACCAAUCAGUGCUAGAAGCAUUCCAUUGCGCAGCCUAUUCACAGAUACUUCGAAGGCACUGGCCUGCGGCGUUCCAACAUAAGGUGCUCCGCAAGCUCAUGAUUGACACAAUCUUGGCCACCGACAUGGGAGUGCAUGCAGAUUAUAUGGGAAAGCUCGGAAACUUGCAGGAGAAAAUCCACCAAAGUGAAAGCGGGACCGACCUUUGGGCACCCAAAGAUAUCGAGUGGGCUCGCACUUUGACCUGUGGACUGCUGAUCAAGUGUGCCGAUAUCAGCAACGUGGCACGACCGUGGGCUGUGGCCGAGAAAUGGACACACCUGCUCCAGAAAGAAUUCGCCCAUCAAGGAGAAAUGGAAGCUGCCGUGGGAAUGGAAACUGCACUUUUCGGAGGCCCGCCAGAAUUGGGAAACAUGUUGAAGCUGGCAAAUGGACAAAUCGGCUUCAUGACCAUUUUCGCUCAUCCACUUUUUGCGAAUGUCGCCGACAUCAUGCCUGCUAUGCGGUUCGCUGCCGACGAGAUAUUGACUAAUAAAGGAGUCUGGUUCACAAGGGCGGAGCAUGAGAAGAAAAUGCAGACCUCCUUCAAGAAGAAAACCAGUCUCACCGACAAUGGUGCUGUUAGUCCCAGGACCCAGAGUCCGGUAGGCCGUCGCAGUACGCCUGAGCAUUCACAUCUUCCCUCUUCUCCUCUUCGCGCCCGACCGGUCUCUCCAGACAAGCGGAAUGAUUCGCAAAGGGGACGAGGAGGCGAAGUUGAACAGCGGCGGGAGGAUUCUUCGUCGUCGUCGUUGGCUGCUGUUGCAGGCAUCGCUGUGACUGAAGGUGAUAGCACACCCCGACGGCUAUCUGUAACAAAAACUGAGCCUCUGGCGCUCAACCGAAAACAAGCGAACCUGAUUAACGGCGAGCAUGGCCCUUCAAAGUCACAAAUCCCGUCGCAUGAUAGCGCCGACGAUUCACCCGACUCGUCUAGCACGCCGAGAAUGCAGACGUCGCUAAAAGACCUUUCGGACGAAUCGAUCCAAGCCCUCAACGACCCUAGGAGGGAUCAGGGCGUUUCUAUGCGAGCUGGUACAGAUGAUUUGCCUGUGGAAGUUCUCAAGGAGGAGAAGCACAAGGAGUCGUCCAGGGAAGAGUUGGCAAAGUUUAACUUUGCGACAUCCAAAGACGACGAACCUGUUAGAACUUAUGAACCACAGAGGAAUUACUCUGCUCCAGACGCGGAUGCUCGAUCCAGCUUUCCGAAAGGUAAUACGGAUCACCAGACACCCCGUGGAGUUGGCGCUGAUGAUACGAGGCAGACGCAUUCUGCUCUCCCAGCAGUGCCGAGUCCGACGCCAAGAGGAGAUGGAGGUGAAAACGACGUGUUGACGCCGAGUCAGAGCUUUGAAUCUCCAAGCUACACGUCCGAAAAGAGCGAAGAGUAUUCGCACAACAAGGAUAGCUUUCAGGCGAUGAGACAACGAGCGGCUAGCGCGCCUCUGUCGCCUGGCAGUCCCAACAUCACGCCGAGUUUCAGCGUGGGGAGCAACAGUGCAACCAGCCAUGAGAGCAGCAAGGCAGAAGUUCAAACGACCGUACUGAGCAAUGGUGAGGUUGACGAGUCCAGCAUGGCGCGACAUCGAAAAGCGAGCACACGAAGUGUUGGUCGCAAAAGGAGCAAGUUAAAAAUGGGUCUGGCAUUCUGGAAGAGAAAUCGGAGCGAGAAAUCACUCACAGAAGAUCGGCCUACAAGUCCAGACAGCAGUGGACGAUAACACGAAAUCAAGGGAACCGUAAAACGUUCCAUCCACUCUUGAAACAUGGUGUUUACGAUCAAUAUGGAUGUCUGUCAAUACUAUCUGGUUGGGAGAUGGCUUUAAUUGGGAAUAAAGAAGAGGAUAUAUGUUUGUGCAUUAUGAGGACUAACAAAACCAUGGCAAGAACAGAAGAAGACUUUGUUGGGCUAACAGAUUCCAACAUGGUAACUUACUUGACCAGGAAGGAGGCUUUGUGUUGCCGGUAUAUCUCUACGAUGGAAAUGAUGAAAUUCGGCUAUUUUUUGAAAGGAGCGGGAAAUGAUUAAUGUUCAGGGAGGGAGGGGUGGGAGAGAAGGGAAGGG
Messenger RNA from Exophiala mesophila, 4458 nucleotides. RefSeq lists its product as uncharacterized. Bases 971 to 4114 code for a protein of 1047 amino acids. The transcript has 4 exons. Gene Ontology annotation, biological process: signal transduction. The record is from RefSeq and is a predicted model, not a curated record. Lineage: Eukaryota; Fungi; Ascomycota; Eurotiomycetes; Chaetothyriales; Herpotrichiellaceae. Gene Ontology annotation, molecular function: 3',5'-cyclic-nucleotide phosphodiesterase activity.